Molecule: messenger RNA, 1242 nt
Organism: Oenanthe melanoleuca
Lineage: Eukaryota; Metazoa; Chordata; Aves; Passeriformes; Muscicapidae
Gene: STX18
Product: syntaxin 18
Exons: 11
Coding region: 215-1219 (334 amino acids)
Biological process (GO): retrograde vesicle-mediated transport, Golgi to endoplasmic reticulum; intracellular protein transport
Cellular component (GO): endoplasmic reticulum; SNARE complex; membrane
Molecular function (GO): SNAP receptor activity
Source: RefSeq, a predicted model, not a curated record
UCCCAGGGCACUGUUAUCCCGGCCUGGCCCGGGCAGAGCCGCUGUGCCGGGACACUGCUCCCGUCCCGUCCCUCCCAGGGCGCUGUUAUCCCGGCCUGGCCCGGGCAGAGCCGCUCCCGCGCCGCCGCGGCCUGCCCGCCCCUCCCGCAGCCGGAACGCGCCGCGCGGGGCCGCGUUGCGCGGGGAAGGGCGCGCGGCGGCACCGGCGGCCGCCAUGGCGGUGGAUAUCACGCUGCUGUUCAAGGCCAGCGUGAAGACCGUGAAGACCCGCAACAAGGCGCUGGGGGUGGCGGCGGCGGGGGACAGCGCCAGGGACGAGCUGCUCAAGCGAGGCACCGCCCGCUCCAAAAGCGACUUCACCGGCAGGGCGCGGGAGGUGAUUUCUCAUAUUGGAAAGCUGAAAGAUUUUCUUCUACAACACAGAAAGGAUUACAUUAAUGCUUACAGCCAUAUUAUGUCUGAUUAUGUGAGGAUGACGGAUACAGAGCGUGACCAGAUAGAUCAAGAUGCCCAGGUGUUCAUGAGAACGUGUGCUGAUGCCAUUCAUCAGCUCAGAACAGAAGCACACAAGGGUGUCCAGUCUGCUCAGGUGAAGGAGCACAGAACAGCUGUCUUGGACUUCAUUGAAGAUUACUUAAAAAGAGUGUGCAAGCUGUAUUCUGAACAAAGAGCCAUCCGAGUUAAGCGAGUGAUAGACAAGAAGAGACUGUCCAAACUUGAACCUGAGCAGACCAAUGUGUCCAAAUCACCUCUUUCCUCUGAAAAAUCUUCAGAGAGUCCUUCAGAGGAUUCAGAAGAAAAACUUUCUGCAGAGGAAAGCAAAGACAGAAAUCUACCUGAUGCCCAAAGUAACCUUGGAUUAUGGGGGGAUGGCAGAGGUGAAGACGAGCUGUCACCUGAAGAAAUACAAAUGUUUGAACAGGAGAACCAGAGACUUGUUGGUGAAAUGAACAAUCUCUUCGAUGAAGUCAGACAAAUCGAAGGAAAAGUGGUGGAAAUCUCCAGAUUACAAGAGAUAUUCACAGAGAAAGUCUUGCAACAGGAAACUGAUAUUGACAAUAUCCAUCAAUUAGUUGUGGGUGCAACAGAGAAUAUAAAAGAAGGAAAUGAAGACAUAAGAGAGGCCAUCAAAAACAAUGCUGGAUUUAGAGUAUGGAUCCUCUUCUUCCUUGUGAUGUGUUCAUUCUCCCUUCUUUUCCUGGACUGGUAUGAUAAUUAAUUAAACAUACUAUUGGCUCCAUA